Penicillium odoratum is the source of this 636-nucleotide messenger RNA. RefSeq names its product C2H2-type zinc finger protein. The transcript has 2 exons. NCBI's taxonomy places the organism in Eukaryota, Fungi, Ascomycota, Eurotiomycetes, Eurotiales, Aspergillaceae. The coding region runs from base 1 to 636 and encodes 211 amino acids. The record is from RefSeq and is a predicted model, not a curated record.
AUGCAGUCCCCCUUCAACUACGCGGAAUCUUCGUCUUCCUACUCCUCCUCACCCGGCGAUAUGGACUUCUUCUUUCGCGGUCCGUCCGUCUACGAUAAUAUGUGCGACGUCGCCAGUUCAUUUUCCACCCCGGAGUUCGCUCCCGAGUUCGUAUCGGAGCCAUAUAGUUACUCCUUCACUAGUGCACCAAAUGCGCCAUAUAUCUAUGGACCUAUGGAAGUCCCUGUCUUUGAUACUUCAUUGUCAAUCACGGCGACCGGACUACCCAGUAGUCCUACCGCUAGUAGCUGUGGAAGCUCAUACGGUAGCUUGAACAUGCCGGAGGAGGUUCCCAUGCCUAAUUUUCCUCUCACAAGGGACUAUUCGGGUCUUGAAUCACCCGUUCCAUCCAAGCCAGCCAAACCCUUCGGCUGCGACGACUGUGGUAAAUCUUUCACGCGCUUUGCGGAUCUAAAGCGUCAUCAGUCUAGCGUCCACUACCCAGUGUUUCGCAACUGUCCUGUUGAACACUGCUCUCGCAAAGGCGCCAAUGGAUUCCCUCGCCAGGACCACCUGGUUGAACAUUUGCGUUCUUACCACCAUCUCGAUGUACCUAAGCGGCGAGCCUUGAAACGAUCUUCCAAGGAUAUGACAUGA